CUUGCAGAGGCAGUCACUGCAGUAGUGUUUUUGCCCACUUCUGAAGAAUAAGGUUGAAGGUUUGAAAGAUACCUUGAGAAAGGUGAUGGCAUUCUCUGUUUUUUUACGCGGUUGCCUAUUCCUCGGAUGUUUUGUUUUCCAAGUGGCUAAUUUAUCAACAGGCUUCAACGUUGUGCAAUCACCACGUUUCCUGGGAAUGAAAACUGGAGCCAACGUGUGUCUUUCCUGCAUGAUUGACUCUCAAGACGCAGCGGAAGUGAAAUGGUGGAAACGUUUGGAAAACGGCGAUCAGUUGUAUUGGAAUGAGAGUGCAUCUGCAACCAAUGUUUCACAUAGCAGCUCACGCUGUUUUAAUUUGAAUAUUAAAAAAAUCAAAAGUUUUCACAGUGGAGUUUACUACUGCAAUAUCCAAAUCAAUAACGUUAUCAAAAAUGGUUCCGGGACUGAGCUAAAAGUACAUGCUCGUAUUGAAAGAGAAGAGAUUGCCAGUAAGAACACAGUGAAGGAUGCAAUUAUUCUGAUUCAGGGUGUUCUCCUGCUAGCCUUCUGUUGUGCUCCAUUUCUACUGAAUCUAAGCAAGGACGAUGCAGAAUCAGAUAAUGGAGAACUCGAGGAAGAACAUACUUAUGAGGGUUUGGAAAUCGGACAGAAUGAAAAUACAGCUACAUAUGAAGAUAUUGUUACUGUACAGAGAAAUGGAGAGGCAAGGUGGAUGUAUGGAGAGCAUCCUUGUCAGGAAUGAUGAAUUAUUUUACCGAAAGUGUAAUUCUGAAAUGUGUCCACUGGAUCAGUUUGUCACUGGGAGAAUUUUGGGAAAGUGGGGUGGGGGGUGGGGGGUGUGUGUGUGUGUGUGUGUGUGACCGAGUUGUUGUUGAGUGGCGUGUGGGUGGUGACGUCACGGACCAGAAACAAAAACUAAAACAAUGAAUGGCAGGUGAAACUGAACGCAACGGCGCUCAGUGUUUUAUUAAAUAAAUCAAACAAAAGGUUUAAACAAACACACAACAUAAAGGCGCGUUGGCCAAACUAACAAGUAUCAUGCUGGUUUUUAGCCAGCACGUCUAGCAAUUGUUUUACUCUCACUCUCCCACAGUCUCUCCUCUGAUACUCUCCGCUUUCUGAGUCGAGAGUGGGUCUUUUAUAUUCUGGCUGAGGGGUUAACUAGCUGUUAAUUAAUUAUCCUAUUACUCCUCGGCCAUAGUCUGCACAAGUUUAGUAAGGAUGCGUGACUGUCAGCCAGUUAAAAAAAACUGAUCAGUCACGCAUCCUCACAAGGUUUUUAAAAUCAAGAAACACAAAACAAUAACAAAUAUGCAGCGCUACGCCAGAAUAUAAACAUAUAAAUCAUAAUAUAAAAUAAAUAAUAAACAAAGGGAAGGGACACUCCGCCACAGGGGGAUAACAUGAACAACUUGUGCAGGAUACACUGUGGUUUGAACUAGGGGACUGAUCACCUGGACAUCCCUUACACAAACUAGCCAGGAGUGUGCAUCAGCUGCAGUGCUCAACUUGAAAUUACCCAUGAUUUACUUUGCAUAGUACUGUCACUGAAUAGACUCUAGAAAUGUGAUCUCAGUAGCCUGGUGUAGAUUAUAGAGCACUUGCCUUUAUUCCCUCCUGUUGUAUUGGUAAUUUUUUUUGCUGUAGCAUCAAAUUACAUGUUCUUAUAUUGUUACUGUCCCCUUGCCUUUUAUGAUGUUUGCAAUGAUUACUUUGUUCAGGAGCUGCCCUUCAGCUCUAGUCAGUGGCGCUGGAACAAUUUUUAUAGUGGGGGUGCUGAAAGCCAUUGAACAAAACUGUAUAUGAUGGAAGCAGGUGCUGCCGCACCCCCAGCACCCCAAGUUCCAGCGCCCCUGGUUCUAGUUGUCUGCCAUAGACAUUUAUUAGACAGGAUAGAUCAACCACAGGGGUCUUUACAUUAGUUAGCACCAGCACCAUCUCUUGCACAGCAGUGUUUUGCCUGAAAAAUGUAAGGAAAUGUAUUCCAAAGUGGCAGAUCAUUAGAGGGUGCUGGCUCUUAUGUCUAUACAGUAGGAUCUAGCGUAUGUUACAUACAUCAAUGGCAGGUAACUAGAUUUGAAGAGCAGGAGAAAGGAUCCCAAUGCAGAUACAUCUUAAAACACAAUAUUUGACUAACUGCAAUAAGAACCAGUCAAAAUGACUGCAAGCAAAUUUAAAAGGACAGAGGAUAGAAAAACUGACUCUCCUCUAAGUAUAAACUGUAAAAUGUCCAGUAGGGUGAGUAUGCUAUAGGUACAUGUGGAAUAUACAUGGUAGAUGGUUGUUAUAAAUCUGUACAAGGUGCCACCCUCAGCGAAAUCAAUAUUAGAGAUGCCAAUGCAUAAGAUUAGGAAUUGGUGUCUCUUCAUUUAUUUAUUAUCAGAAAAGAAAGGAGUAAUAUGUUUUUAAUUGGUGGAUAACAUGAUUCUUAAACCUGUAGGCCAGUGCUGCCCAAACCCGGUCCUGGAGAGCCCCUAUCCAGCAGGUUUUAUAGGUAACCUUUAAUCAUCAAUUUCUUAACACCUGGAACAAUUUCAUUGUGAUCAAUUAAGCAGGUGAUUUAUUAAAUGAAGUCAUUUAGAGAUCAUUUGGUACAAAAAAUGAACUACCCUUUUCAGCCCUCAAUGGCCUGGAUUACAUGCUGGGAAAAUGUCAUGACUUAUCUGUCUACUGUCAUGACUUAUUUAAGGUGGUACGGCUGAAUUACAAUUUUAGAUCUAAUUUAACAAUUCCUGCUUUGAAACGUCAUGUUGUAUUUGAUUUUUGUAUAAUAUAUUAUAUUUGUAUUCAAACAUAAACUAAACAUAAACCAAAACUAACUAAGAUUGUAAUCCAGACCGUACCACCUUAAAUAAGUCAUGACAGUAAACAAGUCAUGACAUUUUCCCAGCAUGUAAACUGGCCCAAUGACCAGAGUUCCCAUAACUGAACAAGUUAUUUGCUUAAUUCAUCAAUAACUCCCAUGUGUUCCCAGUCUUUAGAAAUUAGCGAUUUAGGGUGACCUAAAAAACUUACUGGAUAGAGGCUCUCCAGGACCGUGUUUGGGCAUUUGGACAUUUCUGGACAAUGAGAAAUGUCAGCAAAAACAAAAUGGUAAUAUUUUUUUUUUCCCCACUUCUGGAUUCUGGAUCUUUCAUAUCAAUUUUUUUUUAAUAUGCUUGUGUAUGUGUUUGUAAUGCUUUAUUAAAACAAGGUAUGUGUAUUCAUUUAGCUAUGAUAACAAACAACAAUCUACAUUUUCCUAUAAGAAAUUUACAAUCAACACCCUAACACUCUGUUAAGUUAUACCAAGAAAUGUAAGAUACAGGGACAUACAGAGGCCAGCAUUAUUUCACAUCUUAUUUUUUUUUUUACCGUGGUACCGAAGGAAAUGUUGUACUUUUUAAAAUAAAAAGUUGAACUAAACAUCACUGAAGGGGCCAGUGAACAGGUUUACAGAGUCUAGUUAAGCAGAGGAACACAGAUUUUAAAACUGUAGUUACUUGAAUCUGCAUUAUCAUUACUAUUUUAUGUUUAGCAGUAAUUGCAAGCCACACUUUUUCCAUAUCACAAAUGCACUAUCCAAAUUCCUACUGCAGUAUCUAUUCAAAUAUUUUUAUUCCAUCUUUUAUUUUUUAUACUGUGAGCAUUGAGCUUUGAUGUAAGCCUGCUUGUUCUUUUUGAUUGGGUUUGAUUGUGUUUAUUUUUAAUAAAAUGUUUUGUAAUUGA
Molecule: messenger RNA, 3708 nt
Organism: Acipenser ruthenus (sterlet)
Lineage: Eukaryota; Metazoa; Chordata; Actinopteri; Acipenseriformes; Acipenseridae
Product: B-cell antigen receptor complex-associated protein beta chain-like
Exons: 5
Coding region: 86-742 (218 amino acids)
Biological process (GO): B cell receptor signaling pathway; B cell differentiation
Cellular component (GO): external side of plasma membrane; B cell receptor complex
Source: RefSeq, a predicted model, not a curated record